GUACAUCUUCUAAAGUACUAGUCAGUGUGAUGAAUUCACUCUAUACAUCUUUUGACAGACCACAGAAUCUAGUCCACUACUGCAUUUAUCCACAGACAAUCCACUGUUCAAUUUUAAACACUCUCAUUCAGUUGACCUCAUUUAGUAGAUGCUCCAGUGUCUUUGACUCUUGUUUUUGUCACAUAUGGAUUUUGCUGUCCAAAAUGUCUGCCCCAUGUGCAGUGCGAUUGCUUUUACUCUCAGGUCUUAAUUUAGACCUGGUCUCUCACCUGCCUUCACUCCUCUGAUUCAUGCUUUUGCCCUGUAAGUGAAGUGUUGACCAGAUAAUUGCCUCUUAACAGGGGAAAACAUUGAGACAUCCUAAAUCCAGCUGUCAGUGAAGUGGUGUUUCUUAUUGCGCUUUGUGCACACUUGCCCACACAGAGAAGUUUAAAGCUACAUCCUGUACAGCAAGCAAAGUAAAUACGUGACCAUGUAUGUGUGGAUGAUAGCGGUAGCUCUCAGUAUGGUGGCACAGUGCUUGGCUCAGCGCUCAGAACCCAUGUUUGUAGCUGUCACUCAGAGUGUGCUGCCCCCUGACUAUGAAAACAACCCCACUCAGCUGAAUUAUGGCAUGGCUGUCACUGAUGUGGAUGGGGAUGGGGACCUGGAAAUAUUUGUGGCUGGGUACAAUGGCCCAAACCUGGUGCUGAAGUACGAUAACGCAAAGAAGAGAUUAGUGAACCUUGCCGUAGACAACCGCAGUUCACCGUAUUAUGCACUCAGAGAUAGACAAGGGAAUGCACUUGGAGUCACAGCAUGUGAUAUAGAUGGUGAUGGGAGGGAGGAGAUCUACGUCCUCAACUCCAAUAAUGCUUUCUCUGGUCGAGCAACGUACACUGAUAAGCUCUUCAAGUUUCGGAAUGGACGAUUUGAGGAUCUUCUAAACGAUGAGAUAAAUGAACAGAGAGAUGUGGCGAAUCGAAUGGCAGGUCGUUCUGUAGCUUGUGUGGAUAGAAAGGGAACUGGGCGCUAUGCAAUCUACAUUGCCAACUACGCCAGCGGGAACGUGGGGCCACAUGCUCUGAUUGAAAUGGAUGAAAGCGCCAGUGACCUGUCUAUGGGGAUUAUUGCUCUGUCUAACGUGGCAGAGCAGGCCGGAGUCAACAAGUUUACAGGAGGACGUGGGGUUGUGGUGGGGCCCAUACUCAGCCAGACCCUUCCUGAUAUAUUCUGUGACAACGAGUAUAGCUCCAACUUCCUGUUCCGCAACAACGGAGAUGGGACGUUUACAGAUGUGGCUGCGCAGGCAGGGGUUGAGGAUCCAAUGCAGCAUGGCCGUGGAGUAGCUCUAGCAGAUUUUAAUCGGGAUGGGAGGACAGAUAUUGUGUAUGGCAACUGGAACGGACCACAUCGUCUAUACCUGCAAUUAAACAAUAACCGCAAACAUAGAUUCAAGGACAUCGCUUCACAGAAGUUUUCCAUGCCGUCUCCUGUGCGCACUGUCAUCGUAGCAGACUUUGACAGUGACAAUGAGCUGGAGGUCUUUUUCAACAAUAUUGCAUAUAGAGAAUCAUCAGCCAACAGACUGUUUAGGGUGUCUCGAAGAGAAAAUUCAGACCCACAUAUAGAAGAGCUGAACAUUGGUGAGGCAGCUGAGCCAGAAGGGAGGGGAACAGGAGCUGUCGUGACUGAUUUUGAUGGAGAUGGACAGUUGGAUCUGCUGGUAACACAUGGCGAGAGUGCAGCUCAGCCUAUCUCUGUGUACCGAGUGAACCAAGGAUCAUCUAACAGAUGGCUCCGUGUGAUUCCACGCACUCAGUAUGGGGCUUUUGCUCGGGGAGCCAAAGUUGUGGUCUACACUAAAAGAAAUGGCGUUCACACGCGUAUCGUCGAUGGAGGCUCUGGAUACCUGUGUGAAAUGGAACCUGUAGCUCACUUUGGACUUGGGAAAGACGUGGCCACCAAUGUGGAAGUGUACUGGCCAGAUGGAAGCUCUGUGGCCAGACCAUUGGAGCUCAGUGACCUGAACACGGUUAUGGAGAUUCACUAUCCAUCAUCUGAGGAGGAAGUGACGCCAGCAGUCGAGAUUGAGUGCGGACAUGGAUUUUUUGUUAACGAAAAUGGCCGAUGUACUGAUGAGGAUGAGUGUACACAGUUUCCCUCUGUGUGUCCCCGUGAGCGUCCUGUCUGUACAAAUACAUAUGGGAGCUUCAAGUGCCGCUCAAAGAAGAAGUGUAACCAGGGAUAUGAGUCCAAUAAUGAAGGCUCAGCCUGUGUGGACACUGUGCAUGCCCAGAGGAACUUACAAGGAGUUUCAAAGAAGAAAACAUUUUGAAAAGAGUUUCAAGAAAAAAAAAAAGAUUCAACACAUCGACCUGUUGAGAAGUAAGAAAGGCAUCCCAUGGCUGAAGAAAUAAUGAAGUCUGAUCAAACUGUGUGUUUUGCAUUUUCAUCUCAAGGCCUGGAUAUGAUUUUAUUUUAGUGUGACCAUAAAAUGGUAAUAUACAAUAUAUUCAAGGUCACAGGUUGUUCCUUGGGUGUGGAUUGUAGAUUAUUUGCAGUUUAAUAUUUAAUA
Messenger RNA from Neoarius graeffei (lesser salmon catfish), 2557 nucleotides. RefSeq names its product cartilage acidic protein 1b (gene crtac1b). Bases 473 to 2317 code for a protein of 614 amino acids. Gene Ontology annotation, molecular function: calcium ion binding. NCBI's taxonomy places the organism in Eukaryota, Metazoa, Chordata, Actinopteri, Siluriformes, Ariidae. Gene Ontology annotation, biological process: axonal fasciculation. The transcript has 15 exons. The record is from RefSeq and is a predicted model, not a curated record.